GUUUGGUCGUCGCUUUGACGUCGUCGAGUCGAGUCGAGUCGGGUCAAGGCGUGUUUCGCGUUUCAUUUUGCACACGUAAGACCGACAACAGUUUACCGUUGCCGGGCGUGAAGUGAUUUGUUCGCGUGCAACGAGGCCGGUAUCACGAUCGUCGGUGUCGCAUGUACGAAAACGGUAACGCGUAUACGGAUUGUGCCGUAUCGUGAAGAGGUAUAACAGUGGGGUGGAGCGGCGCCGUCGUUGCGGCCGAACACGGCUCUUCUCGAGACUACAAGAGGUCGCAAGGUGACGCGACGCGCGCCGUCCCGACGUCGCUGAUAACGCCGGAUCUCGAUAGCCCAGUGCCCUAGACUUGUCCCAGGAUCGUAACAAAAUCACCCCAAAAAAUGUAAUCCUCCGAGUGUCUUAACGAACAUUCAUUAUGUUGCUUCGUAUUAUAAACUUUCGAGUGACUUGAUCAAAUAGUCCUUUUUUUGAUUAACCCUUACUCUAGCCACCUAAUUUAGAUAACCCAUUAAAUUCGUUCCUAAGAAAUUUGGAAUAUUUUGAAAGAACAAUUUCAAGUAAUUAUAAUAAUAAGAUCGUUUAGAUAAAGGGUUAAGGAAAAAUCGAGGGUCCCCAAGCGAAGGGGUUCCCCUCGUGGAAGCUGCCAGUUGGUCCGUGCAUGCGUCCGGCACUGUCGGUCGGUGGUGACGAAGGGGCUGAUGUCAGUGCGGCCACUCGGCGCCCGUUUCGUGGCUCGGAUGCGCGAACGCGACACCCGCAUCGUCCUCGUCCCGCGAGUGAAGCUCCCGGCUGAACCAGAGGCGGCAGUAGCAACGGCCGAUGACGGUGAUGGUCAGCCGCGAAACAGUGGUGAUUGCUGCUGACUGGUGCACGAUCCUAGGCAAUCUGUGUGUCGCGUACGGUGCUUUGCCAGUCGCUAGGUUGGCUCUGGGGGUGCAGCUUGGGGAAUAAUGCGCGUUAGGCAGGUUACACGGCUCAGAGGACGACAGGACGACACGAAGGACCCGAGCAGCCAGACGCAGCUGCACCUGCAGCUACGCAAUUAUGUACGCGUACGGUUUCGAGAUCACGUAGUGGCUGCCGUGUAAUUAUGUUGUCAUCGCGCGGCGCACCCUGUGGAGCUUCACGGUGAAAAUCUGGCGUGAGCGGUGCCGCGGUGGAACGGGGAACAUGGCGUCGGGCUCGGCCGAGAUUCUAUCCAGCCAUGGGCACAGCUUCAGCAAGAAAUCGUUUCACAAGCCGACGUACUGCCAUAGCUGCACUGACAUGCUGUGGGGCCUUAUACAGCUGGGGAACAUCUGCGAAGUUUGCAACUUCGUGGUGCAUGACCGCUGUCUUAAGACCGUCGUGUCUCCCUGCUCCAGCAUCGCGGCAAGCCUCAUUAAGAACCCGGUUGCACACUGUUGGUCCGAACCGGUAACUCGUAGAAGGAAAUUCUGCAAUGUCUGUCGUAAACGGCUUGAUGAUAAUCCAUCCGUACAUUGUGAAAUAUGCAGGUACUUCGUGCACACGGAUUGCCAGAACUUUGCCGUGCCAGAUUGCAAGGAGAACGCCACGUAUUUACCUGGAAAGGACUUGGCACAGGUAAAACACACCCAUCACUGGCGAGAAGGCAAUCUUCCCAGCAGUUCGAAAUGCGCUGUCUGCAAGAAAAACUGUUUCACUGCCGAGUGCCUUUCCGGGUUUCGUUGCGAGUGGUGCGGCAUGACGUUGCACUCUUACUGUCACAAAAAUAUCCCGCAAGAAUGCACGUUUGGGAUUUUGGAACCGAUCUACCUGCCACCGCAUGCAAUCAGUAUUCCACGUACAGAGGUUCCCAUGGAGGCCAUCAUCGGAGUGCAAGUACGCCGAAAAGAAGUUCUGGCGCGUGAGUAUUCCUGCCAUAACAUCGGAGAGCAAUUCGAUUUCGCUGAGAGUGAACAAAUUGGGGCUGCAGGCCGCCUAGCCGAAGCUUUGAGGCGCCUUUCACUAGUUUUGCCACGUAGCUGCCAUGGAAAUUGUCAUGCUUCCCCUCCUUAUGUUCGAGCACGAAGCAUAUCGGAAGAGUUCAGCAGCGGGGACGCAAGGUAUCGUGAUAAUGGUGAACCAGGAUCAGGUGUUGCCUGUAGUCGCGAUCCACGUUCUCGAAAGGAGAAAGAAGAUAAAGAAAGAGGUGACGAAGAGAUGAUCAAGGUAUACGACGGCAACAAUUCCCUUAGACGACGAAUAUUUCGCGUGAUCACGGUGCCACGGCAAGCAACCACCGAACAGGUCCUCACGUCAGCGCUUCGUGCAUUUCACAUUACGAAAGAUCCUAGCAACUUUUACCUCACCGACCUGUAUGCUACGGAUGAAACCGAAUUAUGCGAUCCAACUCCGGUUCUAAACUUGAAUUCCAAAGAGGGCAAAUGUCCGGCUGUCUUCUUACGAUUCAAGGAUAGCGAAAACGGAGAGGUACGUGUCUACCCAGGCAAAUUACAGGUGUCUGAACCAUUCUGUAUAGUACCUGUGACAGAAACGACAACCGUCGCAGAUUUAAUCGAGGAAGCGCUUCAGAGAUUCGGUUUACAAAAUUUCAAAUCAGAGGACUACAGAUGCAGCGAGAUCCUUUUGGAUCGUGAUGUCACCGAAAGGGUAUUAUCUCGCGACGAAAAGCCAUGGGAAAUCGUGAAACAGCUAGGCAAAGAUUCUAUCAGACAAAUGGAAUUGAUGCGAUUCUACCUGCAGCUGAAACAAGAUCCCCAUGGACCUAAUUUAGCUUUAUUCGUGGGUAAUCUGCCGCCAAAUCUCUCUGAAAGAAGUUAUGAAAAUAUGUUGACCGAAUUCUUAGGCAAAGAAAACAAAUUCUCCUCUAUUGGUCCGAUAUAUUACGAAUACGGCUCGAUGGUGAUUAUUUAUGAAGAUUCCAACAAAGCAGUCAGAGCAUUGUACACCUUGCGAGAAUCAAAAUACGAGGAUAAACACCUUUUAGUUAUGCUGUUACCGAGUAUUGAACCAAGUAUGGUACCAUCUGGCGUGCAACCAUUACUUGUCUUCGUGAACGUAAAAUCUGGUGGUUGCCAGGGUUUGCAGUUGAUCUCCAGCUUUCGUAAACUAUUGAACCCUUAUCAGGUGUUUGAUCUCGACAAUGGAGGUCCACUUCCCGGACUGUACGUUUUCCGUCACAUCAAGGACUACAAAAUCUUAGUAUGCGGUGGAGAUGGAACGGUCGGAUGGGUACUGCAAUGUUUGGACAACGUAGGUCAGGACAGCGAGUGUUCCUCACCUGCUUGCGCCAUCGUACCCUUGGGUACCGGAAACGACCUGGCACGUGUACUCUGCUGGGGUGCCGGUUACACAGGCGACGAAGAUCCUUUGAAUUUACUCCGUGACGUUAUCGAUGCGGAAAAAUCUUUGCUGGACAGAUGGACGGUAGUUUUUCAUCCCGAAGAGAAGGAGGACAAACAGAUGGCUACCAAUGCUGGAGGAGCAAGCGCCACCAGCGAGGAUAAUACGCAGAUAUUCGUGAUGAAUAAUUAUUUCGGUAUCGGUCUGGACGCUGACUUGUGCUUGGACUUUCACAAUGCCAGAGAAGAGAACCCGAAUAAAUUUCGAAGCAGAUUACGCAAUAAAAGUGUCUACGUUUCGAUAGGUUUGCGGAAAAUGGUGAAACGGACACUGUGCAAAGAUCUGCAUAAAGAAAUCCGAUUGGAGGUGGACGGAAGGCUUGUCGAAUUACCUCAAGUCGAGGGAAUAAUUAUCAUGAAUAUUUUGAGUUGGGGCUCCGGGGCAAAUCCUUGGGGACCAGAUACCAGCGAGGAUCAGUUUUAUACACCGAACCAUGGGGAUGGAAUCCUAGAGGUGGUUGGUGUCACAGGUGUGAUGCAUCUGGGGCAAAUUCAAUCUGGUCUUCGUACAGGGAUGAGGAUAGCCCAGGGAGGUCAUAUAAAAAUCCAUUUGCACUCUGAUAUACCAGUACAAGUAGACGGAGAACCGUGGAUCCAGAGUCCAGGAGAUAUUGUUGUAUUAAAGUCAGCAUUGAAGGCUACCAUGUUGAAGAAAAAUAAGAUCAAGCGUCGGAAUACCGAACCGUCGAUCCCACCCGCUAAUGGGGAGGGGUGCAAGAGCACGGACGAGAGUACCAACAAAGCCUAAAAUGAAGUUUGCGGCUAGAUCGAUCGGUUUAAUUCCACGAAACGAACUUUCAACCCGUAACCACCACCUAGACUUCCCCAAAAUGUGCAUAAUGUGCAGCGAUAUAGGGGAGUUUCGGUGUGGCCACCCUACCAAAAUAACACACACACACACACACAUUAUAUAAAUACACAUUACAUCACAGACGAACACAUUUGUGUAUACUUCCGGUGUAGUGAGAGCUCACCAUCGAUGUUCCGCCGCAUGCCCUGUGUGCCAAUGCUCUUGAUGUACAUCGGGAUAACUAAUUAGCUCUUAGAAAAUUUUCCUUUUCAAAAUUAUUUCUACACUUUGCAAAUAAACUGGGUCAUUUUAUUAUUUUUAGGUGUUUCAAAUAAUUUCAAAUAAUUCUGAGAUACUUAUGAAAGUCUCUACUAUACUAAAUCUAUUAUUUAUUUUAUAAAAUAUUUGUUAAUGAAUGAUGCUAAUUUUUUAAUUUUUAUUUGUAUUUCGUUCUGGUGAUCAAGAUUUAAGUUCAAUUUUAAGUAGCAUAAAGAAGUGUGAUUGAUAAAUUGAAACUUAUCUAAGAACUAUUAGUAAUCCUGACACUUUAAUGCUCCACGCAAUUCAAGCUUGUCGUAAUGCAGUGUUGUGAAAAAUUGAAGGUUUAACAAAAGUUUGUUGAUAUAUUUUGUCAAGCAAUGUACAAUACGCAAUGACAAUCAUGUUAUUAUGAUUAUUAAAUGAGGAAGAUCGUGCUUCAAUUUUUGAAAAAUGGGAAUGAACACAGAUUAAUCCAUAUGUUUGUGAAUAAAUGUAAAUUUAAAUUACUGUUGAUGAUAAAUUCUAUAUCUAUUUUAUACGAAGGGUGAAAAUUUGAUUAUAAUAAAUUGAUUGUUUCAUUUGAUUAAAUAUCUUAUUAAGCACAGUUUAACUUAAAAAUUAUUUACAUUUUACAAUUUUAUAAUUUUCAUGCUACUCGAAAAUUUUAAAGAUUAUUUCAUAUAUAUAUGAUUAACAAUGGAGAGGUUUAUUUUCAAUUUUUAAAACAUAUUGAAUUUAAAAGAAAUUCAAUUGUGUUUGCGAUAUUAAAUAUAGAUUUUUGUUCUGAAACCUAUACCUUUUCACAACACUAUCAAUGAUUUUAUAAUUGUGCAUAUUUUCUCAAAUAAUAUUUUUCAGCUUGUACUUCUUACAAUUAACCCUUGAAGGACCUUGUGAAAUUUCAAAUAAAAUUUAAACUCUAAAUCAUUCGUUAAGACAACAAAGCUAAAGAGAUUCUAGGUAAGGUUUUCUCUAGUUUCUCCUUGGGUUCUCCCAAGAUCAGAUAUAGAUGGUGGGAAAUUCCCCUCCUAUGGGAAAAUCACCCUUAACCCUUUUUCGAACAGAGGCAGUAGUUACCCCUGAAAUCUUAAAAUUAAACACUCUUUAAUCCUCAAUUAUCUUAUCAAAUUUGUAAACAUUGUAAAGCAGAUUCGAAACCAUCCAUUUGAAAAAAGGAUUAAUCAAUAAGAGAUUACAUUUCACAAGAGUGUACAAUACUUCUUAAAUUAACAAAAAAGUUAAAAAAUAAUCUUUAGCUAAUCAAAGAGAAAUAUUUUCAAAGUAAACGAUAUGUAACUAUUUCAUCCAGGUCCUUCGAUGGUUAAUUAAAUGUUCGUUUCACUUCUCUAUUCGUUCCACGAGCAUCCUCCUCUCUGUUGGUCUCUGAGUGUUCUGGCUGUUGUAACGAGCUCGAGAAUCGUCGGUGUGUUUUUUUCUUUCACGGUCUGGCUGGCAUUUGCCACUUAUCUUUGAAUUGCGCUCCUCUGUGGCGGCCCCUGUAAUCCUCUCCCUUCCUAGGCCACGAUGCUGAAGAAGACCAAGGGUAAAAUUAAACGGCGUAACACAGAGUCCAGCAUGCAGCUGGCACUUCAGGCCGCUCCCUCGAAUUACCCGGAACCUGAAGUCUUCUGAGUGACCGAUCGUUCUCCCCCGUGCAAACGGAACGAGGAUGUCGCGUCACGAAUCAUACCGUCACGUACAAUUAACACGCGAAAGCGGCACAGCUCUAGCACAACACGAAAUCGGCCUCGAAAUUCGUCUGUCUGACCACAGUCGCACGUUGUACGAACAUGAAACUCAAUGCACAAAACAGAAAUACAACAAAAUAAAAAGAAAAUCAAAAAUACCAUUACACCCGGUCUGAUCACACGAAAAACGCAAGGGAAACUCCUCCAGGAAAAGCCAGGAUGAACAAACGAUACCUACCGAAGAAGAUGAAAGAGAAGUAGAAGAAGAAGAAAAAAACAAACGCUCGUCUAAGGACACUUCAUUAUGAACUCAAUUAAUCUUUAAUGUCCCCUUCCGAGUUGCUAGGAAAACUAGAUCUCAUUUUUAAAUGUUAAUGAUCAUUAUAUAGCAUUGUACGUAGCUUCGAUCGAUAUUUUUUUAGUAAAAGAUAAAGAGAAAAAGAAAGAUGACGAUAAAAAGAGAACGAACGAACGAACGAGUGUGUACGCGUGUGUGAGUGCGUGAAUGUGAAUGAGCAAAUGAUAGCAACUACGAGAUAACGUUUUACCAAGGAAAGCAGUAUUGAAUGAAAAUUUUUCUCCUGUUUAUUCGCUUGACAUACCUGUGCGUUUACGUUGGUAUAGUUGAUUAUUUAGUCCCGGACAAGCGACGAUGGUGAACCGUAGCUGUACAUGACUUUUAUCGUAUCGGUAUUGUACCGAUUCACCGGUGAGAUAUCAUGGUACGAAUGCCCCCGUUAUCAAGAGUAUCGAGUACAUAAAAUUGUUAUUAAUAUAUAUAUUUAUAUAUAUACAUAUAUAUAUAUAUAUAUAUAUAUAUAUAUAUAUAUAUAUAAAAUAUUUAUGAUUAAAUAUUAAUAUAUUUACAAAUAAAACAAAGAAGAGUAAUGUAUUAGUAUUACGAUCUUAAGUUGUGAUAACUGUUGUGCGUCUGACUGCUGGGCAGUCUGGAAUUUAUAAGAGAAAACAAAUACCAGUGGCAGUCAGUCAUUUCAUAGGAUACGUGAAAAUAAAACGAACUAGAAGAAAUAAAAAACAUACAAAAAAAAAGAGGAAGAAAGAAACGAAGAAGAUCAGAGAACGAAUAAACGUAACAAAUAUUUGCCAAUUCGUCUGGAUCCAGAUCGAUGAAGAGGAAACGUUAGGGGCGACUUGGCAAACGUUCUCCGCUCGGUUCUAUCGAAGUUCUUCUUCUUCCACGAAGGAAACACAAUUAUUUGCCUGAGCCAAACGGUCGGCAACACAUUCCACUGUAACGUGGUCGAGAGCUAGAUGGACGCAUGUACAUUUCUAAACAAUGCCAAAGGAACUUCUAACGUGCUAACACUUUCACGCUGUUUGGACACCACUCGUGGGCCGAUUUGGAUAUUUUCUUUUUUUUUUUUUUUUAAUGGGUGAUAGAAUCGAAGAGAGGAGGAUCGGCUACAUGGGAUCGUGGAUCGUGUUCAUAUUGGACCCUUCGUUGGCAUCGUUCGGUUAAGAGACAAUUUCGGUGCCAAACAGUUGUACAUAAUACUGUAAAUGUAGGCGUAAAACCAAAAAGAAAACACACACAGAUAUGAUGGAAAGAAUUUAUUCGAGGCGACAGAGAACGAGCCGCUGGUUUCGUUGCAUGCCGGACAUUGAACAGAAAUAAUCAUGUCCUCCCUGAAGGCAACACGAAUUUGAUUCGCGGGAAAAACGUGUCGCGUCGCGUUGCGUUUCGAUCAUCGAGGAACAUUGAUGAUGCCAUUCACGCGCGAACUCUAACACGGAAGCGCGUUCCGAGAGGAAGUCGAAGAAUGCGCUCGCAUCGCCUCCUUUCGUUCGCUUUGCAACAGAGACGCUUGUAGAAACACGCUACUCCUGCAUCCUCUUUUUAAAUAAUUGCUAGAUUUAUUUUUCGAGGGUGUCUCUCCCUGAUGCCAAGGUUCAUUUCUUAUCGAGAGACUGUCAUUUCCGGAUGGUUGAUCGGUCUCUCCCGUUGAAGAAGGUCACAACCUGCCAAUGAUGUAUGGGCUCAGUCGUUCGUGCUCGACAUCCGGUUUCAGAGCGUGGACGAUGCAUCGGCGGCAGAUUGGAAUCGCGAGUUCGUUUUUCAAUUUGAUUAAAUGGAAAUAUAUCUUUAUCAUGUCUACCGUAGGAAUGAAUUCGAAUUAUACAGGAUAUUUCGUGACAUGUGGAGCAAAUUUUAAAACAUUGAUAAGGAUUAAUUUCUACAUAUCGAAAGAAGAAAUUUGAUUUUUAUCAUUUUUAUAAUUUAAUCUGUUAAUUUAGGAAGAUAUCUUAUUAAGUAAAAGGAUUCAUGAAUAAUCAGUUAUAACAUAUUUCGGUUAUCGCAUUUACGUGAGUUUCUUUAUCUAGCAGAUAAAAAUUAAUGAAUCAGCGAUUGAUGAGUUAAACUGCCAGCUGCACGAUAUAAAUAAAUUCUGCAAAUACCAAGAAUCUAUCAAACAGUAUAAUAAGAAAAUUAGUAAAAUCAGCUACCAUUGAAAAUAAUAAUUCAGAAACAAUAUUAAAUAUAAAGAAAUCUAAAAAUUUCACAAUUUGUGAAACAGCCUGUAUAAAUAAGAACAGAGAUACAUAUUCGACGUGAAUUGAAUUAAUUUUUCCUUAUCAGCGAACUCGACGAACACCUUCUCCUAGGUUUCAUAUUUAUUUAUUUAUUUAUUGUAUUUGUAGACGGACUUCCUGCGAACGCGUCUCCGUAUUAUCCUCUAUCAAUUAAGAGCGAGAAAGCAUGGUAAAAGUAUACAUGGGAUCGGAUGUGACACGUUUUAGGGACGAUCUUUCGUUUCUCGUACCGUAGAACGAUGUACUGUGCGAAGAACAAAUUCGUUGUUAAUUAAUAUCGAUGUAUCACGCGUAAAAAGAAGUGGUAUAAAAUCGUGCGAACGAAUUGUUGCCGAGUUUACGCGAAUAAUUUACGUUUCACCCUAAUUGUGGAUAGUUUCGACGUGCGCAACAAACGUUAUUGUAUAUCCGCGAAAGGGCGAGGUUUUUGUUUCAAUCAUGUCUUGGCGUGUAUUACGGAAAGAGUGGAAUAUUACAUAAAUUAAUGUACACAUUA
Molecule: messenger RNA, 9159 nt
Organism: Osmia lignaria (orchard mason bee)
Lineage: Eukaryota; Metazoa; Arthropoda; Insecta; Hymenoptera; Megachilidae
Product: diacylglycerol kinase theta
Biological process (GO): phospholipase C-activating G protein-coupled receptor signaling pathway
Cellular component (GO): membrane
Molecular function (GO): ATP-dependent diacylglycerol kinase activity; RNA binding
Source: RefSeq, a predicted model, not a curated record